GGAAAGGUGUGCGCGCAAGGUCUCGAUGAUCUCGAAUUACGUCGAUCGUCGUUCUCGCCGUCAUCAAUUAAAUCCAAAUGUCAAAUUACGAAUCCGUGUGGGCAGUGACAGCUCGAUUCAGUUGCACAGUGCGUAUAAAAUAAUUGCACAGCACCGUUAUGAAGCGGCCCUUAAAUCUGCAUGAUAAUAACCUUGAGUUGUCAUUCGCUCGGCGAGCGGCGGCUGAGAUAGGUGCGCGUACGAAGCCAAAAACUUGUUGAUAUAACUUCGCGAUCGUCGUGUUUUAAAUUUCCCCGUUCGAAUAGGGCUUGCGAGCCAACGAGCGUGAAAUCGAUCGACGAUGGGUGGAAAGUGGUCGGCACUGGAUCCCGCGCAAGUCGUUGUUCCGCAAUUACACGAUCUCCUGAACAGAGAUCCGUACUUGAAGCCGUACGAGAAUGAAAUAAAAAAGAGAUAUGCUCUGUACUUGGAUUAUAUCGAUAAAAUAAAAUGCGGAGAGAAAACAUUGGACGCUUUCACGAAAUCUUACAACAAAUUCGGCGUCCACGUGAAUGCCGAUAAUUCAGUUACCGUGAAAGAGUGGGUACCAGCCGCUAAACAGGUCUUUCUCACAGGAGAUUUCAAUCAUUGGAACAGAAACUCGCAUCCGUUCUCCAAAUUGGAGUUCGGUAAAUGGGAGCUUCACAUACCGCCGGAAAGCGAUGGCUCGUGCAAAGUCAAACACCUGUCCGAGAUCAAGCUGAUCAUCGAGGGCCCGGAUGGGAAUUACAUCGAGAGGCUCAGCCCGUGGGCGACUUACGUCGUGCCUCCGAACAAUCCCUCCACGGAUGGUUUCAAUUACCGUCAGAGAAUCUGGCAUCCGGAAAAUAAAUACGUGAUGAAACAUCCGAGACCGGCCAGACCCCGUAGCCUGCGCAUCUACGAGUGUCACGUGGGCAUCGCCACCCAAGAGGAGCGAGUCGGCACCUACUUGGAAUUCUCGCGCGACGUCAUCCCGCGCAUCGUGAAGCAAGGCUACAACGCCAUCCAGCUGAUGGGCAUCAUGGAGCACGCCUACUACGGCUCGUUCGGCUAUCAGGUGACCUCGUUCUUCGCCGCCUCGUCGCGUUACGGCACGCCCGAGGAGCUCAAGGAGCUCGUCGACACGGCCCACGCCAACGGUCUCUACGUGAUGCUGGACGUGGUGCACUCGCACGCCUCGAAGAACACCCUCGACGGUCUGAAUAUGUUCGACGGCACGGACGCUUGUUACUUCCAUUCGGGCAAGAGGGGACAGCAUCCGUUGUGGGACAGCAGGCUGUUCAAUUACGGCGAUUACGAGGUGCUGCGUUUUUUACUGUCCAAUCUAAGAUGGUACAUCGAGGAGUACGGUUUCGACGGUUACAGAUUCGACGGCGUGACCUCGAUGCUCUACCACUCUCGAGGACUGGGCCAAGCCUUCGGCGGCUCGUACGACGACUACUUCGGCUUGAACGUAGAUACCGAGGGCAUCGGUUACAUGAUGCUCGCCAAUUACACGCUUCGCGAGUUCUACCCGCAAGUGAUCACCAUAGCCGAGGACGUCAGCGGUAUGCCCGGAAUCUGCCGUCCGGUGGACGAGGGCGGCGUCGGUUUCGAUUAUCGUCUGGCCAUGGCCAUACCCGACAAGUGGAUCAAACUGCUCAAAGAGGUGAAGGACGAGGACUGGCAGAUGGGCGACAUCGUCUGGACCCUGACCAAUCGCAGAUGGAUGGAGAAGACGGUGGCAUACGCGGAGUCGCACGAUCAGGCCCUGGUGGGCGACAAGACCCUGGCCUUCUGGCUGAUGGACAAGGACAUGUACACCUCGAUGAGCGUGAUGAGUCCACCGAAUCCGGUCAUAAAUCGGGGAAUCGCCCUCAAGAACAUGAUCACCCUGAUAACUCACGCGCUGGGCGGCGAGGGAUACUUGAAUUUUAUGGGCAACGAAUUCGGACAUCCCGAGUGGCUGGACUUUCCACGAGCCGGUAACAACGAGAGUUACAAGUACGCCAGGAGGCAAUGGAAUCUCCUGGACGACGAGCUGCUCAAGUAUAAAUUCAUGGCUAAUUGGGACGCAGCGGUGAAUAGGCUCGAGAGCAACUACGGAUGGUUGAGUAGCGAUCCCGCUUACGUGUCGUGGAAGCACGAGGACGACAAGGUGAUCGUCUUCGAGCGCGCCGGCCUCGUGUUCGCCUUCAACUUUCACGCCACCAAGUCGUUCGCCGACUAUCCCCUGGGCGUGCACACGCCUGGAACCUACUCGGCCGUGCUGAGCAGCGACGAUCAUCAAUUUGGAGGCGAGCAACGCGUCGACUCGAGCGUGCGACACUUCACCCGGCCCGAACCGUUCGCCGGCCGAGAUCACAGUAUGCAGGUCUACGUGCCCAGUCGCACUGCUAUUAUUUACGCGUUGUGUGCCUGAAACGAGGCACGUCGAGAGCACAAAGUAAUAUGCAAAUGUAAUGUUUUGAUAUUGAUGUAAACAUCUGCAUACAUGCUGUUUUGUGUAAGAAAAAAAUCGAAAUUUUAAUAAAAAUGUAUGUUUUGUUACUUCGCCAAA
Trichogramma pretiosum is the source of this 2560-nucleotide messenger RNA. RefSeq names its product 1,4-alpha-glucan-branching enzyme (gene AGBE). Lineage: Eukaryota; Metazoa; Arthropoda; Insecta; Hymenoptera; Trichogrammatidae. The transcript is spliced from 6 exons. Gene Ontology annotation, cellular component: cytoplasm. Gene Ontology annotation, biological process: glycogen biosynthetic process. The record is from RefSeq and is a predicted model, not a curated record. Gene Ontology annotation, molecular function: hydrolase activity, hydrolyzing O-glycosyl compounds; cation binding; 1,4-alpha-glucan branching enzyme activity. Bases 341 to 2422 code for a protein of 693 amino acids.